Molecule: messenger RNA, 3007 nt
Organism: Prunus persica (peach)
Lineage: Eukaryota; Viridiplantae; Streptophyta; Magnoliopsida; Rosales; Rosaceae
Product: inorganic phosphate transporter 1-4
Exons: 2
Coding region: 1214-2773 (519 amino acids)
Biological process (GO): transmembrane transport; phosphate ion transport
Cellular component (GO): membrane
Molecular function (GO): phosphate transmembrane transporter activity
Source: RefSeq, a predicted model, not a curated record
ACUGGGACUAGAAUCGUUGAAGAAUCAGUAUUCAACGGAUUGACUUGCGUCUUUGAAAUCUGCUUUAACCCAUCCUCGCAAUGCAAGGAAGGCUCAGCAGAGGAGGGUGCACUCGUCGAUCUAGUGGCUACAACCGUGUCCGCAUUAAAUAGAAAUUCGUACCCUGGAAAUAUCCAUGUAGGAAAGAAUUCACUCCUCCUCAGGGGUCGUUGAUAUUAGUUUCCUCAUGUUUCAUAGAAUCUAAGACAUAUGCAUGAAACAAUUUAAAAACAACAAAAAUAAACAUGUAAUAAAUAAAAAAAUCAAUUGCUUCCUUAUCUAAAAUUAAAGAAAAAUGCCAUUAUUGUAUGCAUUUCUAUAUUUUUUUCCUUUUUGGUCUGUCAUCAUAUGGCGAUGAGAUGCACAAAGAUUAAUUAAUUUUACCUUUAAAAAAUCCUCCAAAUGAAAUAUGAAAUCUUUUAUUUAAAGAGUACCACCCUCCAGCUAGCUAGCCUGGCAGCAAUUAGGCCAUAUUCCAUGGCCUCAGAUAUCAACUUAAAUGUUGGCAUGAAAUUUGAAACCAUAUAUAGAAACAUGGACAACCAGCCAUUACUAGCCAACGUUCACAUACAUUGAAAUACGCGUUGUGGCUACGGAAACUGUUUUGGUUUUGGUUACUGCUAGCUACUACUAGAAAAUCUGGCAUGGAAUAUACCAGUGGAAGAUCUCAGUUUGUUGAAGAGAAGAUUGCGUAAGAGAAGCAAUAGCAAGCGAAAAUGGAGGGAAUAUGCCAGUAUAAUAUUCUGGUUGAUCAGGGAAACAAUCUUGCAUAUAAAUUCUCUAGCCUACGCAUUCCUUUAACCAUAAACUACUGCUCUCUCUCUCUCUCUCUGUGUCCCACUCUCUCUGUCUGUCUCUCUCAAUAAGGUUGAGAGAGCAAAUCCAGGUAAGAAAAAAAAACUACUGCUCUUUGCAUGUUGUUCUUGUUUCUUCUUUGUGAGCUCCAUCUCUCUGAUUAUAUUCCUAUUUGCCAUUGUUGAAUUUUCAUUUAUUGUAGGCAUUAUAUUGUUAUUGACUCCUCCCACUCUGUAUAUGGAAUGCAAUUUUUCAAAUUUCAGAUCCUCUUCUGGUAGAACUCUGUGCGUGUGUGUUUUUCUUCUGAAAAAUUGAUAUCCUUAAUGAUCACGAGGAAAAAGGAGUUUGCGAGGGAGAGAUCUAACAAGGCAAGCUAGCCAUGGCCCAGGAACAAUUGCAGGUGCUUAAUGCACUGGACAGUGCAAAAACACAAUGGUAUCAUUUCACCGCAAUUGUGAUUGCUGGAAUGGGCUUCUUCACUGAUGCAUAUGACCUCUUCUGCAUAUCACUUGUCACCAAAUUGCUUGGCCGCAUAUACUAUCACGUCGAGGGCUCAGCAAAGCCUGGCUCAUUGCCUCCAAAUGUAUCAGCUGCUGUCAAUGGUGUGGCACUUUGUGGCACAUUGGCAGGGCAAGUCUUCUUUGGUUGGCUUGGUGACAAAUUGGGAAGAAAGAAAGUCUAUGGCAUGACUCUUAUGCUCAUGGUCAUCUGCUCCGUUGCUUCCGGGCUCUCCUUUGGGCACACCCCAAAAUCUGUAGUUUCGACGCUUUGCUUCUUCCGUUUCUGGCUUGGGUUUGGCAUUGGUGGUGACUACCCACUCUCUGCCACCAUCAUGUCUGAAUAUGCUAACAAGAAGACUCGUGGUGCCUUCGUUGCUGCAGUCUUUGCCAUGCAGGGCUUUGGAAUUUUAGCUGGAGGGUUGUUUGCAAUGCUUAUGUCUGCCAUAUUUGAAGCCAAGUUCAAGGCUCCAGCUUAUGAAGUUGAUCCAACUGGUUCAACUGUCCCACAAGCAGACUACCUUUGGAGAAUCAUUUUAAUGGUUGGAGCACUUCCAGCAGCUCUAACCUAUUACUCGCGGUCGAAGAUGCCUGAAACUGCUCGUUACACAGCGCUUGUUGCCAAUAAUGUCAAACAGGCUACUUCAGAUAUGGCAAAAGUUUUGCAGGUUGACAUUGAAGCUGAACCGGUCAAGCCCCAGGAACCUGCUAAAUCCUUUGGUUUGUUCUCUAAGGAAUUUAUGCGCCGCCAUGGACUUCACUUGCUUGGAACCACAAGUACAUGGUUCUUGCUUGACAUUGCAUUUUAUAGUCAAAAUCUGUUUCAGAAGGACAUCUUUAGUGCCAUUGGAUGGAUUCCUAGUGCAAAGACUAUGAAUGCCGUUUCAGAGGUUUAUAGAAUAGCAAGGGCACAGACUCUUAUUGCUCUAUGCAGCACUGUGCCUGGUUACUGGUUCACUGUGGCCUUGAUUGAUAAAAUUGGAAGAUUUGCAAUCCAGUUGAUGGGAUUUUUCUUCAUGACAGUGUUCAUGUUUGCCUUGGCCUUUCCUUACAAUUAUUGGACACACAAGGAUCACUUGAUUGGGUUUGUGGUACUCUACUCACUGACUUUCUUCUUUGCAAAUUUUGGACCAAAUGCCACCACAUUCGUGGUGCCGGCUGAGAUUUUCCCGGCUAGACUACGUUCUACAUGCCACGGCAUAUCUGCAGCAGCAGGAAAGUUAGGGGCAAUGGUGGGUGCAUUUGGCUUUUUGUACUUGGCUCAACCCCAGGACAAGACUAAGGCAGAAGCAGGGUUCCCUGCUGGUAUAGGGGUCAAGAAUUCACUCAUUGUGUUGGGUGUGGUCAACUUCUUGGGUUUGUUAUUUACAUUCUUUGUGCCUGAAUCAAAAGGAAAAUCUUUGGAGGAAAUUUCAGGUGAGACCAAUGAAGAGCGCAAUUAAGGAAGUAGAAGAUUAAAGCAGCCGCAGACAAGAAGGGAGUUUCUGUUCUUCUAAAAUACAGCAAUUUUUUAGGAUAUCCUUGUCAUUUUUUUCUAUUAUAGUCUUUUAUCAUAUGUCAUUGUAUUAUAGUAAAGAAGAAAUCAGAUCUUCUGCUUCUUCUGCUUCUUCUGCUUCUUCUUUUUUUCCUGUUAUUUAAUCAUUUUAUUAUAGUGAAGUACGGAUGAUCUUUUGUUA